This is a messenger RNA of Arvicanthis niloticus (Nile rat), 647 nucleotides long. The record is from RefSeq and is a predicted model, not a curated record. NCBI's taxonomy places the organism in Eukaryota, Metazoa, Chordata, Mammalia, Rodentia, Muridae.
AAAAUCAACUAAACAUGGGCAAAGGAGAUCUUAAGAAGCCGAGAGGCAAAAUGUCCUCAUAUGCAUUCUUUGUGCAAACCUGCCGGGACGAGCACAAGAAGAAGCACCCAGAUGCUUCCGUCAACUUCUCAGAGUUCUCCAAGAAGUGCUCAGAGAGGUGGAAGACUAUGUCUGCUAAAGAAAAGGGGAAAUUUGAAGAUAUGGCAAAGGCUGACAAGGCUCGUUAUGAAAGAGAAAUGAAAACCUACAUCCCUCCCAAAGGGGAGACCAAAAAGAAGUUCAAGGACCCCAAUGCACCCAAGAGGCCUCCUUCGGCCUUCUUCCUGUUCUGUUCUGAGUACCACCCCAAAAUCAAAGGCGAGCAUCUUGGCUUAUCCAUUGGUGAUGUUGCAAAGAAACUAGGAGAGGUGUGGAACAACAAUGCCUCGGAUGACAAGCAGCUCUACGAGAAGAAGGCUGCUAAGCUGAAGGAGAAGUACGAGAAGGAUAUUGCUGCCUACAGAGCUAAAGGAAAACCUGAUGCAGCGAAAAAGGGGGUAGUCAAGGCUGAAAAGAGCAAGAAAAAGAAGGAAGAGGAAGAUUAUGAGGAGGAUGAAGAGGAUGAGGAAGAGGAGGAAGACAAAAAUGAAGAAGAAGAUGAUGAAUAA